Molecule: messenger RNA, 1405 nt
Organism: Exophiala xenobiotica
Lineage: Eukaryota; Fungi; Ascomycota; Eurotiomycetes; Chaetothyriales; Herpotrichiellaceae
Exons: 2
Coding region: 250-1221 (323 amino acids)
Biological process (GO): fatty acid catabolic process
Molecular function (GO): 2,4-dienoyl-CoA reductase (NADPH) activity
Source: RefSeq, a predicted model, not a curated record
CCCUCGGUCACUGCCUCGGUGCCGUGUCAUUCAAGGUCAAUUACUCCGUACACCAAUCUCACUGCUACCAUCAGUGUUUACGGCCGUUGCUGGAUCUGUCUGGAAUAUUAUAAUACGACGCAGCCUGCAUCAGUCCAGCCCACAUCCGCCUGCACUCUUCCUGCGCUCUAUCAUCACUCCACUACUGACUGCGUCCGACGGCCCUUGUUGACCCUCGACUUCCCCAUCUCUCACGCGCCCUCCGCACUCAUGCCUCGACAGAAACAUGAAUACCUCUCGUCCGUCUGGCGGGAUGGCAUCUUCACCGACAGAGUCGUCUUCUGCACCGGUGGAAAUGGGAGCAUCUGCUCCGCGCAGGUCCGGGCGCUCGUCCACCUAGGUGCCAACGCAUGCAUCGUUGGCCGCAACGUCGAAAAGACCGAACGCAUGGCCAAGGACAUCGCGACCGCCCGUCCUGGAAGUAAAGUCCUCGGCAUUGGAGCCGUCGACGUACGCAAUGUCGAGAGUCUGCAGAAGUCAGUAGACACCUGCGUCAAAGAGCUCGGAGGCAUUGACUUCCUCAUUGCCGGUGCAGCGGGCAACUUCCUCGCGCCUCUCUCCCAAUUGUCGCCCAAUGCCUUCAAAUCGGUCAUGGACAUCGACAUCCUAGGCUCCUACAACGUAACGAAACUCGCUCUCCCACACCUCGUCGCCUCUGCAAAGAAACACAACUCCUCAUCGUCGCUGCCGCAUUCCUCCUCGAGCGGCGGCGGCCCAGGAGGUCGUAUAAUCUACGUCUCCGCCACGAUCCACUACACCGGCCUGCCCAUGCAAACACACGUCGCAGUCGCCAAAGCCGGCAUCGACGCGCUGUCCGCAAAUGUUGCCAUCGAAUACGGACCCCUCGGAAUCACAAGCAAUAUCAUCGCCCCAGGACCCAUAGCUGGCACCGAGGGUAUGGACAGGCUGUCCAAGGAGCACAAAUCCGGCGGUGCCAAUAUAGCCAAGCGCAUCCCGCUCGGUCGAUGGGGGUUUAUCAAGGAGAUCGCCGACGCAACGGUGUUUCUGUUCAGUGAUGCAGGGAACUACAUCACGGGUGAUAAUCUAGUCGUGGACGGCGGUGCGUGGCGGACGAGUGGUGGCUCACCUGGCGGUGACUUCGCGUACCCGGAUUUCAUUCUUUCUGGGGCAGAAGUCACUGGUGUCGGCGGGGGCAAGAGGAAGUCUGGGGCGAAGCUGUAAAUGGUCAAGCGAGUGGAUGUCAGCUGAUAUGUUGAGAGUGUUCACAUGCAAGCGAAUCUCAAGCGGCUGGCGUUUCUUCAAGGAGUCGAAGGGUUUUCCUAUGGGCAAAAGAACGGAGUUUUGGAGUAUGUGCAAUUCUCCUUAGACCAGAAACUUAUGAAUCGUACUGGCUGACUUAUACCUA